UAAUAAAGUGACAGUUCAAUAAAAGGUUUUCAAAGACGUUCUACGAAUGUGUAUAACAAAGUUAUAAUGAACUGUUUAAAAUGGAUGUCCUGAAUUUAAUAAGGAAUUAUAAUAGUGAAUGGGGGUCGGUAGCUAAAGAGACGUGGCUCGGCAAUAUUUAUACUUUUAUACUGGAAUCAUCAAAGGUAGUGUUGCUUUCUGCUAUUGGUGUAUUAUGCUUGAUUGUAUCAGUAUUGAUUGUUAUAAUAAGGAGAUGCCAUCGAAAAGCCUUUCGCCCUCAAGAAAUUUUAAACAAAGAUGGAAACAGAUUCAGGAAGCGGGACAAAGCCUUGUUUUAUGGCAGAAAGAUGAUCAGAAAGGUUAAAAACAUCUCUGGCCAAGUGAGGAACUCUGGACAAGGCAGGAAGAGAAAAAUGGUUAUGAAAUUUGCCAGAAGGCUGUUGCAGCUCAAAAAGGAGAAUGACACAGAGCAGCUUAAGGUUCUGGAGCCUCCAGUGGAGUAUCUUCAAGAAGAUAUGCUGUCCGAUGAUCGGAUGCCACCGGACGCUUUGUACAUGCUGCAAAGUAUUAGAGUGUUUGGUCAUUUUGAGAAGCCAGUGUUUUUGAGACUCUGUAAACAUACAGAAAUCGUCAACGUUAGUGCAGGAAGUUAUUUAUUCCGAAUAGGUGAUGCUGAUGAAAAUGUGUAUAUUGUGCAGAGUGGAAGAUUGAAUGUAUUUAUUACUGGUGCUGAAGGAACAAGUUCGUUGAAAAUCGUCAAACCUGGAGAGUCUGUCACGUCUUUGCUCAGCUUUACUGAUGCUUUAACUGGAAACCCGAAUCCAUACAAGACGGUGUCUGCCAAGGCCAUAGAGGACUCGACGGUCGUCAAGCUCCCCAUGUCCGCCUUCAAGGACGUGUUCCGCGACUACCCGGACAUAUUCAUCCGCGUCAUGCAGGUGAUCAUGGUGCGUUUGCAACGCGUCACCUUCACCGCCCUCCACCAGUACCUGGGUCUGAGCGCCGAGCUGGUGCGACAGGGUCCGAAGGCCAAGAGCAGCAAGACCACCCUGGCCAACGCGUCGCCGAUGAAGAAGAAAAAGGACGAGGGCCUGUUCGUGCAGAGGGAGAGCAACGGCAUCGAAACGAGCCAACCGAUUCCGGUGCCCGGACACAGGAGGAGCCGGUCCUCGUUCGACUCGAAGUCGUUUUCGCCGAACACGCCCGACAUGCUGGCCGACACGGAGACCUGUUCCAGUUCCGGCGGAAAUGUUAGUAACUGGAUUCCGGACUUGACGGCCAACCAAAGGAAGCGCCACUCCGGCCCGGAACCGAUGGACGAGGAGGACAUAAUCGAACAGGCCACAGAAGCCUUCGUGCGUGAGCUAGGCCUGGAAGACCCUUUAACAUUAAAGGGCAAAGUGGAAAUGAGAGAGGUGGCAGCCGGCACGUAUCUCAUGAAAGAAGACUCCAACAAGGACGUGGCGUUGGUCAACGUGAUAUCGGGGGCGUUGAUCGUCUCGCAGAAGGUGACCGAAGGUGAGGAGGAGGUGCACAUGUUCACCGCCUAUCCGGGCGAAAUUGUGGGUGGACUGGCUGUCAUCACCGGUGAGCCCAGCUUCUUCACCAUACGGGCCAAGCACUUCACCAGGAUAGCGUUGCUGUCGAAAAACACUUUUUAUGGUUUAAUGAAGGAGCAACCGAAAGUGGUGCUGUACAUAGCGAAUUUGGUGGUCAAACGUUUGUCUCCGUUCGUAAGACAAGUCGAUUUCGCCCUGGAUUGGCUUUUUAUAGAGUCCGGUAGGGCCGUGUACCGACAGGACGACGACAGCGACUCAACCUACAUCGUCCUUUCGGGCCGUUUGAGGUCCGUAAUCACGCAUAAAAAUGGCAAAAAGGAGCUGGUGGGAGAGUACGGCAAAGGAGAUCUAAUCGGAGUGGUUGAAAUGGUGACGCAAACAAAACGUAGUACCACCGUGAUAGCAGUCAGGGACUCGGAACUGGCCAAGCUUCCCGAGGGUUUAUUCAACGCCAUUAAGCUAAGAUUCCCCAUAGUGGUCACCAGACUUAUUAACUUAUUAGGCCAUAGGAUAUUAGGGUCGUGGAAGAAACCGGCUAUUAAUAUGGCACCUACUAGUUCAGCUUUCGACAGCAGACCGUCACAAAUGAACUUUUCAACGGUGGCCAUCGUGGCGGCCUCAGACGAUGUUCCUUUGACCGCUUUUACUUACGAAUUAUACCAUUGUUUAAGUGCCAUAGGUUCAACUUUAAGACUGACCUCCGACGUGAUAAAAAAGACCCUAGGCGCCACAAUAAUGGACCCCAACAACGAGUACCGUCUGUCGUCGUGGCUCGCGCAGCAGGAGGACCAGCACAAGAUCUCUCUCUACCAGUGCGACUUGGCCUUGACGGCGUGGACGCAGCGCUGCAUCCGUCAAGCCGAUUGCAUACUCAUAGUGGGCCUCGGCGAGAAUCGGCCGUCGCUCGGCAAGGUGGAGAAGGAGAUCGAGCGGCUGGCGAUGCGCACGCAGAAGGAGCUGGUGCUGCUGCACAGGGAGGACGGCAGGCCGAACAACACGAUCGCCUGGCUGAACAUGCGCACGUGGAUUCAAUCGCACCACCACAUUUUGUGUACCAAUCGGCUUUUCUCCAGGAAAUCUCUCUCUAGAAUUAACGAAUUGUAUUCAAAAGUGUGUGCGACGGAACCCAACAUCCAUUCGGAUUUUUCGAGGUUGGCCAGAUGGUUGACGGGCAAAUCUGUAGGCUUAGUACUAGGAGGUGGAGGUGCUAGAGGAUCAGCACACAUUGGAAUGAUCAAGGCUAUUCAAGAGGCCGGUAUACCCAUAGACAUGGUGGGCGGAGUCAGUAUAGGAGCAUUCAUGGGUGCCCUCUGGUGCAAAGAAAGGAACAUGACAACCGUCAUACAAAAGGCCCGCGAGUGGUCACACAAAAUGACACAAUGGUGGCGUCAAAUCUUGGAUCUCACUUAUCCGAUGACAUCGAUGUUCAGUGGGCGCGAUUUCAAUCAGACAAUCAAGGGCACGUUCGGCGAAACGUACAUAGAGGACUUGUGGCUGCCGUAUUUUACGGUCACCACCGACAUCACGUCGUCUUGCAUGCGCAUCCACAGACAUGGCUCUCUAUGGCGUUACGUACGGGCGUCCAUGUCCCUCUCCGGAUAUAUGCCGCCGCUCUGUGACCCUGUAGACGGCCAUUUGCUACUAGACGGAGGUUACACUAACAACCUGCCAGGUCAAUUGUGGCGAUACGUUCGGGCCAGUAUGUCAAUCGUGGGGAUUUUUCCCCCGCUAUGUGAUCCUGUAGAUGGACAUAUGUUGGCCGAUGGUUGCUAUGUAAAUAAUGUGCCAGCUGAUGUAAUGCGCAGCCUCGGUGCCAACCACAUCUUGGCAAUAGACGUUGGGUCCGUAGACGACCAAGACUUAACCAAUUACGGGGACGAUUUAUCGGGCUGGUGGCUGCUGUGGAAAAGGUGGAACCCCUUCACUGAGGCGGUGAAAGUUCCCAACCUGCCGGACAUACAGUCCAGACUAGCUUACGUCAGUUGCGUCAGACAACUGGAGGAAGUGAAAAACAGCGACUACUGCGAGUACAUUAGGCCACCGAUAGAUAAGUACAAGACGCUGCAGUUCGGCAGCUUCGACGAAAUCAAGGAGGUGGGCUACCAGCACGGCAGGGCGUAUUUCGAGGGGCAGAUGCGUGCGGGCAACCUGCCCAUAUUUAAGCAGGCGGAGGUGCACAAGACCAGCUCCAGCGAGCACAGUAUUUCGGGGUACACGUUCACCGAUCUGGCCCAGAUGGUUUGUAAAGUGGCACGGCCUUACGAAGAGGAGUCUUCUAGUCCCAGCUCGUCGGACGACGAAUUCGAAGAUGGACGUGGUGGUUAUGCGUCUGAACCGACUGUAGGAUUUAGUGAUAAUUAUGACAGGCAGCAAAGUUGGCAUGGACACAGUAUUCCUAAUGAUUACAUUCCAAGCUUGGACACAACAAAUUUAAAGCACAUGAGACGAGCAGGUGGAUCGUUGUCACUCUCAGAGAACGAAAUGGAGUCCGAAGACGAGUUUGACCUCAAACGUCAUAAAUAGAUUUAUUUAAUUUUAUAGGUAUUAUAUAAAUUAUUUGAGUUACCAUUUUUUUAAUAUACGUAAUUCCUAAUUUUUUGAGUUUCCUUCGUUAAAAAAAUACCAAAAAUAAACGAUCUCUGUAUAUUUUUUGUAAUAAUAAUAAAAUAUAUCGAAUUAA
Aethina tumida (small hive beetle) is the source of this 4239-nucleotide messenger RNA. It is a transcript of the gene sws, whose product is annotated as neuropathy target esterase sws. NCBI's taxonomy places the organism in Eukaryota, Metazoa, Arthropoda, Insecta, Coleoptera, Nitidulidae. The record is from RefSeq and is a predicted model, not a curated record. Bases 81 to 4082 code for a protein of 1333 amino acids. Gene Ontology annotation, biological process: phosphatidylcholine metabolic process. Gene Ontology annotation, cellular component: endoplasmic reticulum. The transcript has 21 exons. Gene Ontology annotation, molecular function: phosphatidylcholine lysophospholipase A1 activity.